AUUAAAUUCCACCCAGUUUUCUGUGUUUAGUGAAAAAAUGAAAUGCAAAGCUUUAUACUGCAAUCGCUCUCGCAGAAGUAAUCCAGAUUUGCAUUUUUAUCGUUUUCCGAAGAAUAAAGCAAUCCGCAGGGAGUGGAUACGAUUUUGUGUUCGGCACAGCGAUGAAAUACCGUUUAUGAAAUUAGCCAACAGUCGACUGUGCAGUUUUCAUUUCCCCGAUGGCAAAGGUACGAGACAAGCUCCAAACAUACCGACCAGACGAGAUCCGAAGCCGGAAGCAGAUUCCGACGACGAAGAAAACCCAAUAGAAAUAAGUGAAGAUUUUUCUCUUAGACGUAAAGAGAUAGGUGAGCUUCAAGCAGAAAUCACUCGCUUACGAAGAGAAGUCGAUAAUCAGAAAAGAAUUGCCGGACGAUGGAAAAGUAGAUAUUGCAGACUACAGCACUGUUUAACAUCUAAAGCUGAAUCAAAAUUGUUCCGUGAAGAUCAGAUGAAGCUGUUGACCGGCGCCGUCACCAAAGUAAAAAACUGGUCCCCGGAAACCAUCAUUGAAUGUGAGCAACUCUGGAAGGCAUGCCCGGGAGGAUAUAAUGCCCUGAUCAAACGGGGCUUUCCGUUGCCGUCGAUCAGGACCCUUCAAAGGCAAAUAGGUCUAGUGCGUAGUAUCAUAGAGGGCGAAGAAGCGGUAAUUCCAAUUCAGCUUCCGUCGACUGAAAUCCCGGAUUGUGACUUAGAACCAGAGGAGCAAAUCAGUGAACCUUCUGCCCGGAAGACAAUUACAACAAAAGUCGUUAUUGAGCCGGUUUAUCACGACCAUCGAGGGUACUACGCCAUCGAACACCUGGACGAGGAGGCUGACGUUGAGUACGAGAUAGUCACGGAAUCUGUUUCAGAAGCAGAACAUAAUUCUUGAAAUGCGUUCAUCGAGGCAAUUAAGACGGAGGAAGUGUUGCAGUUUACCAAGUUUGUGGACAACUUUGUAAAUAGAUGUUAUUGUUAGAUGCGUCAGCAAGGGUAAGUCAUAUUGUAACGUAACCGUCUGACUGAAUUAAAACUUUGAAAUAUA
This is a messenger RNA of Sabethes cyaneus, 1066 nucleotides long. RefSeq lists its product as uncharacterized. Bases 38 to 913 code for a protein of 291 amino acids. The transcript is spliced from 4 exons. The record is from RefSeq and is a predicted model, not a curated record. Lineage: Eukaryota; Metazoa; Arthropoda; Insecta; Diptera; Culicidae.